Molecule: messenger RNA, 1878 nt
Organism: Colletotrichum fioriniae
Lineage: Eukaryota; Fungi; Ascomycota; Sordariomycetes; Glomerellales; Glomerellaceae
Source: RefSeq, a predicted model, not a curated record
AUGCCACCAAACCUCGCCCCCGCGGGGCCAGACAAUGACCGCGGACCACCUUCUGCCACAUCACCUCGACACCAGGACGAUGUCAUAACACCGGUCCGCGAGUCACACGGCCUUAUGAGCGACAAGGCGGAGAGGAGGUUUACCGAAAAAGCAGAAGAUCGGGAGGAAGUUUCCGCCCAUGACGCGGGGUCAGAAGGCCGUCGUGGCGCACGACACAGCGAAAACAGAAACGAUGGCACCAGCAACAGCAACAGCAACAGGUGGCGCGGCUACAUCAAAAAAGAUGGCAAGUUGAGGCCGUUCAGGCUGCUAAAGGAGGAUUUUGGCAACUUCAGAUUGAGGUACCUCUCUGACUGGACCGUAUUCAAUCAGCUUGUCCUGGCGAGCGCGGUAUACGUCUUCUUCACCAAUAUUUUGCCUGGCAUUACGUUUGCGAGCGACUUGUAUGUCUUGACUGGGGAGUCGUGGGGCACGAUUGAGGUGGUGUUUAGUACCGGGCUUUGCGGCAUCAUCUUUGCCUUAACCGUAUAUGACCAGCAGACUAAUGACGGACAGAUCCCCUUCCUACCUUUCAUGGCCUGGUCCCUGAUCCACUCGGGCUGGAUGCACUUCCUCCUGGCCAUCUUCAAUGCCCACGACUACACCAUGCAAUACGUCACCGACUUCAGCGCCGACAUCUUCUCCCUCCUCAACAGCGUAAUCUACUUCCACAAGGCCAUUAGGGAGCUCCAGCGUACCAAAGCAGUCGUUUCUCUCGCCGCCUUCCUCUACUCCAUCAUCGGUGCCGCGGGCACCUGCCUCCUCGCCAUUGCCCUGUCGACGGCCGUGUCGUGGAAGCCUCUGUUCCACCGGUACGUCCGCAUGGGCUUGACCGAGUACGCCGCCGCCAUCUCCAUCGUCUUUUUCAUCGGCAUGCCAUACGUCGGCGACCUGGCGACCCUCGACCACAACAGGCUGGAGGUCUCAAAGUCGUUCCGACCGUCGUCCCCGAGCCGCGAGUACUUUUUCGUCGAAUUUUGGAAGCUCCCCAUCGGCUGGAUAUUCAUCGCCAUCGUCCCCGGCAUCAUCAUCACCGUCCUCUUCUACUUUGACCACGAGAUCAGUAGCAUCAUCUGUACGGCCAAGAGGUACGGCACCCAGAAGCCGGGCGGGUACGCGUGGGACGUCAUGCUCCUGGGCAUCACGACAAUCAUGUGCGGCAUCCUUGGCAUCCCGCCCGCCAACGGCCUCCUCCCGCAGGCGCCGCUCCAUUCCGAGUCACUCAUGUACACCGUCUACGAGGACCCGCCGCCCGUCGACGAAGAAGCCGAGGAGGAAGGGCCUGGCGAGGGACCCCCCGCGAAGCCCGUCCAGCGCGUCCAUGAGCAGCGGUACUCGGCCUUUCUGCAGGCAGCGGGUAUCCUGCUCUUCAUCUCGCCGCCCUUCCAGCACGUGCUAGGUUUCACGCCGACCUCGGUCCUCGCGGGGCUCUUCAUGUUCAUGGGCUUCCAGUCGCUGUCUGUGAACCCGAUCCUGACGAGGAUCUGGCAGCUCCUGACGCCCAUUUCGGAGCUGCCUGCCUUGCCUCACGGCGCCAGCUGGAUGGGGAUCCAUUGCUACACGCUCGCGCAGAUUGUGCUUACGGGUAUAGUCUUUGGCGUCACGUUGACUGUUGCCGCGCCCGGAUUCCCUAUUAUCAUCAUCAUUCUGGUGCCUGUGCGGCUGUUCUUUAUGAAUAAGAUUUGGAGCCGGCAGACGUUGCGGUACGUUGAUGGGUGGGCGACUCGAGAGGGGAAGCCCGAGGAUAAUGAGAGUGAUCGGCGUCGGGAGGGUUUGGUUGCGUCGAGUGAGACAUCUAGACGGGUUCCUGAUGAGGAAAGGGGGUCCAAGACGGGGUGA